Paramecium primaurelia is the source of this 2252-nucleotide messenger RNA. NCBI's taxonomy places the organism in Eukaryota, Ciliophora, Oligohymenophorea, Peniculida, Parameciidae. The record is from the annotation of a GenBank genome assembly.
AUGAAUUAAACUUUUAGCAAAAUCAGGCCUAAAACAACAGAUUCUAAGAUUCGAAAUUCUUCUCAUCAUUAAUUGAUCUCUUAAUUGUUUCAAUAAAUCAAUUCUUAUUAUGAAUAAGAAGAGAAACCAAGACCAAAAACUCAAUCUAGAUAAAGAAAAAUGAUUCCUUUAAAUUAUUCACAAUCUGAUACUUAUGACCCUACAGACAAUUUAAUUGAUAGAUUAUGUCCUACUAUAUAAUAAGAUGCAAAAUUUAUUUUUAUCAAAACAAGAGAAAGAGCCUUGCGUUAACCAUCUUCAGGUACAAGAAGAAAAAAAAUGAAUGAAGAACCAAAAUUUCAACUAAAUCCAAUAAAGAAAACCACUAUAAUUUAAGAAAUUACAGAAUAGACUGCUCCACCUAAAAGGACAAUUGAAUAAAAGACUGAUCAUUCAUUUUAUCUAGUCAAGUAGUUGCAUAUUAAUAUUUAGUUCUAUUAAUAUGCUCAAAACAAUGAAAAAAGAUAAAAUGAAAUUAUUUAAUUGCAGUUUUAAUUGACUUUUUAUUUUGCUAUUAAAUAUACGUGUUAAAUUUUAAUGAGCCAUCCUUCAACUCUUCUUGAAUAUCAACCAGCCAAAUAACCCCAUUCCAACAUUAUAAAAUUGCUCACUCAACAUCAAGACUUGUUUCUCAUUCAGAAUUAAACUCCUUCUACUUUAGGUGCUUAAUACCCUUUAAAUUUGGAUGCAAAGGAAAUACUAAUAGAAGUUCAACCAGAUCAAAAAUUCACUCAUCCAAAAUACUUCUAAAAAGAUAAUAAAGUUCAAAAAAUUACAAAAUAACCUAAAUAACCUGCAUCUACAAUUUUUGUAGAAAGUGGCCUUUGUGAUCCAAACAAGAAAGCUUGGUAUUACUUGGAUGAAAAUUAAAAGACUUAAGGACCUUACACAUCAGCAGAAAUUGAUUAAUUGAUCACUAAAGGCACUAUAAAUAUGUAAACUAAAGUUGCUUUAGAAACUUUAGAUAAAUUGGUUAGAGUUGAAAAGAUUAUUUAAGCAGUUAAUAAAAAAAAAGAAGCUGAUUAAAAAUUAAAAGAAGCAUCAAAAUUAAAAUAAGAAGAAGAAAAUUAAUAAAAAUCUCUUGAUUCACCAACAAAAGUUGAAAAAUAAGAAGAACCUAAAGUUCAAUAAUCAAAAUAAAAAGAAGAAUAAGGGAUUGAUUUCGAAAUAGACUAUACAAAGAUUAAAUAGAAUAUUGAUAUGGGAUAAUGGGCAAAGCCAUUAAUUGCAUAACCUAUAUAAGUCAAAGUUACAAAGGCUUUUACAAAUAAUCCAUAAUAAUCAAAGCAAUAAUAAAAAUAAACUAAUAAGCAAACUGAAAGAAAACGAAGUGACAAUAAGAGUAUGCAUGUAGAAGGAAAUAAAGGGAAUUUGUAUUAAAAAAAAGGAUAUGAAAAGUAAGAUAAAUUUUAAUCAUAUUAGAUAAGAGGAAGUGAUUUUAGAGGCUAAACCAAAAGAAGAAUCAGACGCAACUAUUAAUUAAGAAGUUUAAGAUUAUUUAAAGAAAUUGGAAUCUAAAAAAGCAGAGAUAGUAAAAGAAUAGAUUUAGUAAUAACAAGAAAAAUCAGAAAAAUUACCUUAAUAAUAAUAAACUUAAGUUCAAAAAGCACAGAAAUUGAAGACUGAACCUCCAAAAUAAGAAUAAAAAUUAUAACCUAAAUAGUAAGCAGAAACUGUAGAUAGUGGUGAUGAAGAGUGGGAAAUUGUUGGAGCAAAGAAAAAUGCAUAAACAAAAAAGGAAUAAUAAUAAAAAUAAACAACUAAAACUGAAUAAUUAACAACACAAUAAAAAAAAUAAGAAUAAUAAUAAUAAUAAUAAUAAUAAUAAUAAUAAUAAGAUGAAAAUGAUGAUGAAGAUGAAGAUGGAUGGUAAACUGUUGGUGCAUCUAAUAAAGAUAAAAAAAAACCUGUUAAUAAAAAGAUCUAACAAAAAAAUUCGAAUAUUCCUGGAUUUGCUGUUGAGGUAAAAACAGAUUCUAUAACAAUAUCAUCUGGAUCAGCUAAGAAACCACCCCCUUAAAAAUAAAAAAAACCUGAACCAGUAUAACAAUAAUAACCCUAAUAAUCACAAGCUUAAAAUUAACAAUAAAACAUUCAAAAUGCUGAUGAUGAUGAUGAAGGUUGGAUUGAAGUAGAAGUAGGCCAAGCACCGAAAAAGGUUACCUAAUCUAAAAAAGGAAAAUGAUACCUUUAGUAUAAUAUGUUAAAUAAAU